AUGCGCCACGGCGAGGCGCGGAGCGGCGCGGACAAAGGCGGGCCCCGCCGACUGUUUGCAGGGGUAGAGGUCGUCAUUAAAGAGAAUUUUGAGACCAGAUUUUUAGAGGUGCAAGUGCCAGGUAUUAAGCUGUUCAAGAAUAUCAUGCCAGAACCGACUCCAGAAGUGCCCCGGUGCAUCCUUGUCUGCGCAGCCAGCGGUGUCAAAAGCCCUCGUCGCAUCGCUCCACUCCUUGAGAUCUGUGACUCUUGCGUCCGCUCUGCUGCAGAGCGUGACAGCUUUUGCAGCUAUUCGUGUACCGCGUGUCAAGAGCGAGUUGGUCUUGUUGCAGGGGACCACCUGACGGUGUGCCCGCAGGGGCCGACGUGCUGUACGCAGGAGAUGGAGACGCGGCUGCAGCAGCAGAGCCUCCGCGAGUUCGACCGCGCCGUCAAAGACUCGCUGUCCAAGCUGGCGGGCCUCCUCAGGACGCGCGCCACGCGCUUCGACGAAUUUUUCAAGAAACUUCUGACUCAGUCAAAACGUGAUUUCCAUGAGAUGUUCAAGAGGACGUACGGCAUCAUAUAUGAACAACAUUCUUAUGUUUUCACGGAUCUUUUUGAGGAGCUUGAGCGUUAUUAUGCCCGGGGAAAUGUGGCACUUGCUGAUGCUCUUGACAAUUUUUUCAGUGUACUGUACCAGAAGAUGUUUACUGUGUUAAACGCACAGUAUCAGUUUGAAGAAACGUACCUGCGAUGCGUCAGUGAGCACAUGGAAGAGUUGAAGCCAUUCGGUGACGUCCCUCACAAGCUGUCUAUACAAUUAAAGCGCUCCUUUGUUGCUACACGUACAUUUGCCCAAGCGCUUAGUGUAGCGAGUGAUGUUGUCAACAACAUGGUUAUGAUUGCCCCGAGCCAAGACUGUAUCCGUGCUCUCACAAAAAUGACAGGUUGCCCAGCUUGUCAGGGGCUGCCAGAACUGAAAGCGUGCAAUAAUUAUUGUAUAAAUGUUAUGAAAGGCUGCUUGGCAUAUCAUUCGGAACUGGAAACCGAUUGGAACACUUUUGUUGAUAUUAUGGACAAAGUAGCUGAGAGGCUGCUGGGACCAUUCAACAUUGAGAUGGUAGUGGAGCCUAUUGACAUAAAAAUCUCAGAAGCUAUCAUGAAUUUCCAGGAAAAUGGGCAUGAAAUAUCACAAAGGGUAUUCAGUGGUUGUGGAAAACCAUUAUUGGGAAGACGAAGGAGGCGUGAUGCUUCUGAACUUAGUUUUGAUACUUUCAACAUGGGUGCAGACAGUGAUAACCUAGAUGACAAUGAUGAUGAUGGUGGAAGUGGUAGUGCAAAAUUGACAAAACUUAUCAAAGAUAUCAAGUCAAGGGUACAAGAUACAAAAAUGUUCUGGUCACAUUUACCAUACCAAAUAUGCAACAAUGAUGCUGUAGCUGCUAGUCCUGCCAAGGAAGACAGCUGUUGGAAUGGAGCAAUGAAAGCCAGGUAUGAACCCCAGAUAACAGGUGACGGAAUCAGCAACCAACAGAGUAAUCCAGAAGUCAAUGUUGAUGUAAGUCACCCUAGCAGUCUGCUGAAUGAACAGAUGUUUACACUCAGAUUAAUCACCAGUAAACUGAAAAGUGCAUUCAAUGGGCUUGAUGUGGACUGGAUGGACAUGGAUCCUGAAGAUGUAUCAUCUGGAGCUGGUAGUGGAUCUGGUGAUGGAAACACUGAGCUCGAUGAUGAUACCGAGGAUGGAGAUGUGGAUGAGGGUUCUGGUGAUUUUGAUUAUGGGCGAGGUGGUUCUGGUGGACGCCCUGGUGGAGUAGGAGGUGGCCCAUAUAGGCCACAAGGUGGUGACGAGUCAGGCAGAGGUGCUGCUGGCCCUGAUAGGCAGCGACCCAAGAACACCACUUCGGGUGGCAAUGGGCAUAUUAGGGAACCUGUUAUCUCUGUAACACGUGCUGUUACUUCAUACCUCCUACCAAUAGUAGUCAUGUGGUUUGGAGGUAUAUUUUCUGAUUGGCUGUGAUCCUCAACAUUACGCUGCUUUGCAGAGUUUUGGAGUGUAUUGGUUGGUGUAAAUCCCACUAUAAUGACAUUGAGAAACUAAUGAAAUAUGAAAUAUUUAAUUUGUCAUGGCAACAUGACAUCAACAAUGGACCUCCACAUUAAUGAGAGCUGUAGCAUAUGUGCGUAAAUAAAAACUCUUCGUGUCUCAAACUGGACUACUUAAUUGUGAAAUCUUGAAGUUCUAGGAAAUGAGAUGAAGUGAGAUUUAAAUGUGUGUUAGUGGCUUUUAAAUGCACAAGAACACUGCUUCAAGCAGUGACAAACAUUUUUGUGAAUGAUUUUAAUGUAUAUUUUAAUACUUUCUUUGUAUUUAUUAUACUUUUUGUUACUGACAAACAUAGUAACUGAAAGAUAGCAAAAAUGUCGUAAGUGAUUUAUCUCUUUCUUCUUGUGUUGGUGACCAGAAGGCACUGAUACAUUUUCUGUAAAACAAAAUAGGAAUGGUAUAUCAAUAGAAUCAUUUUAUUGACACUGCCACUAAUAAUUAUAUCCCAGAUUAUUUUGUAAAUCAAAAUGCAUUUCACUGGUUGUUAGAAAUUAUUGUGAGGAAAGCCUUGACUUGCUGACUUUUGUGACAAAGAGGAUUUUAUACAGUAUUUUAGAUUAAAAAUGAGAGUGAAAUAUUGUUGUUAAAUUUGAUGGAUUUUGAAAAUGUUCAUAUGGAGAAUGAUAACAUUAAGAAAUUGUGUAACUUUAGACAGCUCAUUCUUACAAAGAUUGCAUAGAAAUUGUUGAUUGAUAACGGAAUAUGUACGUUGGAAGGGUGAAUAUGUUUCCAUAAUAUUGUGAACUUUGGAAGACAAAUCAAUGCUAAAAAUGCUGAUCCCAUGAAAUAAAGUUGUGGUUCCGUCAUAGGUAUUUCAGAGGGAUCUUUUAGUUUUUAGAAAAACUUAUGCCUUCAGUUCUGAACUUUGUCUUCCCAUAAAUUAUUUUGAGAUUAUCAUGUUGGAUCUUAUAAAUUAUUUUUCUGCAAAACUACUAAACUACUUUACUGAAUUGUUCUUUUCUGACAGAUGUGUAUGACUGUUUAAUUUUAAUGCUGACAGGAAUCCAUAAAGCUUCAGUUAAUGAUAUUAAAAAAUUUUGCUUCAAUUGAUCUUCACCAUUGAGGUCUAAUAUUAUUGCUGUAAUCUCCUACUGCAUAAUCCUGAGACAUAUUUCAUAGCCUCAGUUUCUAGUCCAUCCAAUAAGUGAUGUAUAAAAAAAGGCAAAAAUACUCAGGAAGGCAAAUGCAUGGAGACUUGUAAUAAUACAGAAUUGAAAAAUGACUAUUAUGCAGGAUGCUGCUUGUUGAAAUAAUAACCAUGUAUUUUAAAAAUUGUAUUUGAAUAAUGAUACUGCAAUAUGCUAUUUGUUGACCAAAACAAUCAGCUUCACCCAACAUCAUGAUCAAGGGACAACCAAUAUGAUCAUCGUCUUUACUCUGCCAUUUUAAGAACUGUUUCCUUUGUGCAUAAGUAGUAAAUAGUGGAAUUGGCUUCUAUUUAAAUUAGUGCCAACUCACAUUGAGAAAUGGUGCCUUUCUCAGAUACACACAAUGGUAUUUAUUCAUGUGCCUUUCUGAUCAUGAAUAGAGAGAAGAAAAUGUGCCUUUCUCAUUUUUAAGAAGGAAAUGAAAUGACUGAAGAAAUCUAUUAUAGGGUAUAUACUUUGUAUGUCUUUUGUUGUGGUUGGGAGAAUAAUACUUAAAUGAAUCAGAUCAUGGAAAUGCACAUUUUCUGUAUUAUUUUCAGAAUUUGCACACACAGUCAACAAUAAGCCUAUUGCAGUUUUAUUCGCCCAUGGAAUAACAUUCUUUUCUUCAAUUGUUAAUCAGAAGUCUGAAAUGAAUGUCAAUUGAACCUUAUUUAAAUAACAAAAUACACUAAUGCAUUUCAGUUUACUUUAAUUUGUGACUGAUGUUGGAAAGAGUGGUAGAAGCAGACCAAAAUAAAAGACAACUAAAAUGUUGUGUUAUGAUGACUUUUGAUACGAAUACUUCUGUUACAGUCAGUUACUUCUCACAGCCUCUUUUAUAGAAUAAGUCACCUUACUAUCUGAAUAUCAGGGAAGGAAGCAAGCUUAGUGUUUAACGUGUUAUCAGCAUUGAGAUGGUUAGAGAAGGGCAUAAGCUUGGAAUGGGGAGGGUAGUCAGCUAAGCGCCUGCAGAGGAACCAUCCUGGAUUGUGACAGAAGAAAAUUAAGGAAAUACCAGAGAACAUAAAUCUGCAUAGGCAAAUGGGGAUUUCAACCACCAUCACACUCCCCCCCUCCCAUUACAAGGCCAGCAUCUUAUCACUGUGCCACGUUGUUUACUGAAUCAUACAGGACAUGAAUUUGGUUCUCAAUAUUUCUCACACGUGGGAAGUAUGUCAAUCGGUUUUGUAAUACCAGAUGAGAAGUUGUAUGAGUAUAGAAACUACAUUGUUAAAUCUUUGAUGAAAGAUGUGAAAAGUAAUUUGGAUUUAAUUUUGUAGCAAGUAACAUAAUUUUGUUUCCUCGUAUGCCAAAGAGCCUUAU
Messenger RNA from Schistocerca serialis cubense, 4541 nucleotides. RefSeq names its product glypican-6 (gene dlp). The transcript has 11 exons. NCBI's taxonomy places the organism in Eukaryota, Metazoa, Arthropoda, Insecta, Orthoptera, Acrididae. The record is from RefSeq and is a predicted model, not a curated record. Gene Ontology annotation, biological process: cell migration; regulation of signal transduction; regulation of protein localization to membrane. Gene Ontology annotation, cellular component: cell surface; synapse; extracellular region. Bases 1 to 2001 code for a protein of 666 amino acids.